AUGCCCGCCUUCGCUCUUGUGCCUGCAUCCCCGUCGGAUCUGGAGGCUGUCGCCCGUGUACAGUUCGAAGCCUGCGCGAAGGACCAUGGCUUUCCUGUCGUAUUCCCAAAGGGGCCGACAAUGACCUCAAUCACCCAUACCGUGCAGGCGUACGAAGCCCAGAUGGAAAAUGAUCUCAGCUGUCACCUAAUGGUAGUCAAGGAUGCCUUGACCGGCGAUGUUGCGAGUUUCGCCGUCUGGCAUUUCUUUCCUCCGCGCAGCCCAGAGGACAUCGAGGAGGAAAUGUUGACGCGCGACUUCCCAUUGCCGAAUGAUGCGAACAGGGAGUUGGGCAACAGAGUGAUUCACAACAGUAUCAGGAAGCGACAUGAGGUAGUUGCAUCCACUAUUGGAACAAAUCAGCCAUAUGCCUUUCUGGCUGCUAUGGGCACUUGUCCCAAGUACCAGAAUCAAGGAGCCGCGUCCCUUUUACUAAAAUGGGGUCUGGACCGAGCGGACGACAGAGGUCUGUCAGUCUACGUUGAGAGCGCGCCAAUGGCACUGCGGCUAUACAAAAAGCACGGCUUUCAAGAAGUUUCUGAUCUGGCGCUUGAUCUGGCGCCCUGGAAGGAAGGUGAAUAUUUUAACAAGUGCAUGGUCCGGCAGCCAGAUACCUGA
This is a messenger RNA of Cladophialophora yegresii CBS 114405, 657 nucleotides long. RefSeq lists its product as uncharacterized. Gene Ontology annotation, molecular function: acyltransferase activity, transferring groups other than amino-acyl groups. Lineage: Eukaryota; Fungi; Ascomycota; Eurotiomycetes; Chaetothyriales; Herpotrichiellaceae. The record is from RefSeq and is a predicted model, not a curated record. The coding region runs from base 1 to 657 and encodes 218 amino acids. The transcript has 2 exons.